Microthlaspi erraticum is the source of this 786-nucleotide messenger RNA. The record is from the annotation of a GenBank genome assembly. Lineage: Eukaryota; Viridiplantae; Streptophyta; Magnoliopsida; Brassicales; Brassicaceae.
AUGGCCUGUUACAUCGUUCCUUAUCACUACAAUCCCGUCUCGUCUCGUCGUCUCAGCAGAAAAUUCAUAACUCAUCAUCGCCACCGAUUUUGCGGCGGCAAGCUCUUGAAGACAACAAGACUCAUGGUUCCUCGAAGCUCCGCCAUUAGCGACGGUGGUGUCAAUUACAAUACCUUAGUCUCCGAGGCUGUGAGGCUUUUGGUGCCACAAGCAAACUUCGAUUCCUCAAAGCUCAAAGUUGAAUUCUUGGGGGAUUUACUGGAGAAGAAGACUAGCAAUAGCAGCAAGAUUAUUACCCCACGGACAUAUAUACUUUCCCACUGUGACUUCACCGCUAACUUAACCUUAACCAUCUCAAACGUCAUCAACCUCGAUCAGCUAGAAGGAUGGUACAAGAAAGACGACGUGGUUGCUGAGUGGAAGAAGGUGAAAGACGAGCUGAGAUUGCACAUUCACUGUUGUGUUAGCGGCCCGAGUUUGUUGCAAGAUGUGGCUGCUGAACUUAGAUAUCACAUCUUCUCCAAGGAACUUCCUUUGGUGCUAAAAGCUGUGAUCAAUGGAGAUUCAGUUAUGUUUAGAGAAAACCCUGAGCUAAUGGAUGCGUAUGUAUGGGUUUAUUUCCAUUCAAGCUCACCUAAAUACAACCGGAUCGAGUGUUGGGGACCUCUCAAGGAUGCUUCAAAGGGGAAACAGAAAGGCAAUCAUCAAGGCUUGUUGAGUUCUUCUUCAAGGAAAUUGAUGCAGCCUAAGUCUAUUUUUCAUACCUUAUUUACGUUUCUUCUGUGA